GAGGACAGACUUGACACAGAGGCAGAGAGGAAGAGAAAAUGGGGAUAUCACUCAGGAAAUUGUUGAGCUGGAGUCCAGGGGUAGGGAGCAGCUUGGAAGCACAUACAUGGAGAUGGAGCAGGUAAGUGAGUCCUUGUUCCCAUGCCUCCCCAGCUUGGAUGAUGAGAAAUGAAGUCCAGGGCCUAUUUCAGAAACAUGGAGAAGAAGAGCUGGAGGAGAGAAGGACACUCUAUCGCUGGGCCACCUGGAAGGAAGGGCUACCUUUGUCAGUGGCUGCAGCAUCAGAGAAAGACCUGCCUCUGGAUGUGAGAUUCCAUGAGGCUGACUUUGAGGGGACACUGGCUGCAGGAAUGAUGGAUAUUGCCCUUAAACGUCUGUACACCCUCCUGAACUCCUGGAAGAGCUUGGAAGAUUUUGACCAAAUCUUCUGGGGCAGCAAGAGUGCCCUGGCCAAGAGGGUGCACCAGUCCUGGAAGGAGGAUGAUUUUUUUGGCUACCAGUUCCUCAAUGGUGUCAACCCCACACUGCUGAGAAGGUCCACCUCACUCCCCACUCGACUCGUGAUCCCCCCAGAAUUAGAGGGUCUUCAGGUCCAGCUGGAAAAAAAGCUCCAGGAGGGCUGUCUGUUUGAAGCUGACUUUUCCCUGCUGGCUGGAGUCCAGGCCAAUGUGAUCCAGGGAGAGAGGCAACAUCUGGCUGCCCCGGUCAUGUUAAAGAUGGAGCCUGAUGGGAAGCUGCUGCCCAUGGCCAUCCAGCUCCAGCCUCCCUGCUCUGGCUCUCCAGACCCACCACUCUUCCUGCCCUCAGAUUCCUCCCUCACUUGGCUCCUGGCCAAGGCCUGGGUCAGAAAUUCUGACUUCCAGCUGCAUGAGCUGCAAGCACAUCUGCUGAAGACCCAUUUGGUGGCUGAGGUGUUUGCUGUAGCCACCAUGAGGUGCCUCCCAGGGAUGCACCCCAUCUUCAAGUACUCACCUUGUCCUACAGCUACCCUUCACAUCCCACCCCUGUGA
Messenger RNA from Vombatus ursinus (common wombat), 1010 nucleotides. RefSeq names its product arachidonate 12-lipoxygenase, 12S-type-like. Gene Ontology annotation, cellular component: cytosol; plasma membrane. Gene Ontology annotation, molecular function: arachidonate 12(S)-lipoxygenase activity; iron ion binding; arachidonate 15-lipoxygenase activity. Lineage: Eukaryota; Metazoa; Chordata; Mammalia; Diprotodontia; Vombatidae. The record is from RefSeq and is a predicted model, not a curated record. Gene Ontology annotation, biological process: lipid oxidation; linoleic acid metabolic process.